Messenger RNA from Arvicola amphibius (Eurasian water vole), 351 nucleotides. RefSeq names its product 40S ribosomal protein S20-like. The record is from RefSeq and is a predicted model, not a curated record. NCBI's taxonomy places the organism in Eukaryota, Metazoa, Chordata, Mammalia, Rodentia, Cricetidae. Gene Ontology annotation, biological process: translation. Gene Ontology annotation, molecular function: structural constituent of ribosome. The transcript has a single exon. Gene Ontology annotation, cellular component: ribosome; cytosolic small ribosomal subunit.
AUGGCUUUGGAAGACACCGGGAAGACGCCAGUGGAACCUGAGGUGGUGAUUCACCGGAUCUGAAUCACACUCACCAGCCGCACGUGAAGUCGCUGGAGAAGGUGUGUGAUCAGAGGCGCCAAGGAGAAGAACCUGAAAGUGAAGGGACCGGUGCGUUUGUCCACCAAGACCCUGAGAAUCACUACAAGGAAAAUACCUUGUGGUGAAGGUUCCAAGAUGUGGGAUUGUUUCCAAUUGAGAAUCCACAAGCGACUCAUUGACUUGCACAGCCCUUCUGAGAUUGUUAAAAAGAUUACUUCCAUCAGUAUUGAGCCGGGAGUGGAGGUUGAAGUCACUAUUGCAGAUGCCUAA